Phymastichus coffea is the source of this 2031-nucleotide messenger RNA. It is a transcript of the gene CSN1b, whose product is annotated as COP9 signalosome complex subunit 1. Lineage: Eukaryota; Metazoa; Arthropoda; Insecta; Hymenoptera; Eulophidae. Gene Ontology annotation, cellular component: COP9 signalosome. The transcript has 6 exons. Bases 231 to 1673 code for a protein of 480 amino acids. The record is from RefSeq and is a predicted model, not a curated record.
CUCCCUCUCGUAUAGGAUUCUUAUUUCUUAGACGAGGGGCUGAAAAUUAAUAUUCGCGAAAAUCUGCCUCGGAAAAUUCUGUUGUAAUAACGAUGUUAGUGCACUCGAUAGUAGAUAAGAACAAAAGAGUAGCAGUUACCAAGCAGGGUUAGAGUGCCGCAAGGAUAGCAGAUUAGUUGAGUAGUUAUUUAUUUAUUGUUGGUUUUUGGAGGUUCCGAAAAUCAAGCACAAUGUUCGCGUUUUCUCAGCAAAAUGCUGUCGAGCCAAUGCAAGUGGAUGCUCCUAACGAGGAUAAUGACAAUACUGAAGAGGAGCCAUACAUUGUUGAAAAUCCAACACUAGAUUUGGAAUCCUAUGCUAAUAGUUAUGUAGGUCUUGCAAAACUGUUCAGGUUAAUGUACAUAGCAGAUCACUGUCCUUCACUUAGGAUUGAAGCUCUGAAAAUGGCUAUAAAUUAUGUCAUGACAACUUACAAUGUCUCUAUAUAUUUGGUAUUACAUAAAAAAUUAACUGCAGCUGUGAAUGCAGGAGGUUUGCCUGAUGUAGCUGCCCAAUCUACUUCCCAAGAUAUACCAACAGUUGACCAAAUGUGGGUGGAUACAAAAUCAAAAAAAGCAGCAUUGAAACUUGAAAAGUUUGAUACUGAUCUUAAGAACUACAAGAGUAAUUCCAUCAAAGAGAGCAUCAGGAGAGGUCACGAUGAUUUGGGUGACCAUUACUUGGACUGUGGAGAUCUUGGUAAUGCGCUCAAAUGCUACUCCAGAGCUCGCGAUUAUUGUACCAGUGGCAAGCAUGUUGUGAACAUGUGCUGGAAUGUACUGAAAGUAUCCAUAUAUCUGCAGAAUUGGGCUCAUGUGACUAGUUAUGUCACUAAGGCUCAAAAUACACCUGAUUUCCCUGAUGUUCAUGGGAAAGAUAAUAAUGUGGCUAUUAUAACAAAACUAAAAGUUGCUGCUGGUUUGGCAGAGCUUGCAACAAAGAGGUACAAGACUGCUGCCAAGCUAUUUUUGCAAGCCUCUCUUGAUCAUUGUGAUUUUCCUGAAAUACUAUCACCUGGUAAUGUUGCUCUUUAUGGAGGUUUAUGUGCUUUAGCUACUUUUGAUAGGCAUGAAUUGCAAAAACAAGUGAUAUUCAGCAGCUCUUUCAAACUUUUCUUGGAACUAGAGCCACAGCUGAGAGACAUUAUUUUCAAGUUUUAUGAAUCAAAAUACGCCUCUUGCUUGAAGUUGUUGGAUGAAAUCAAGGAUAAUAUUUUAUUAGAUAUGUACAUCGCGCCGCACGUCAAUUCGUUGUAUACCCAAAUUCGUAACAGAGCGCUCAUUCAGUACUUUAGUCCUUACCUUAGUGCCGAUAUGAGACGUAUGGCGACGGCUUUCAACAGGACCGUCGCAGCCUUAGAAGAUGAACUUAUGCAGCUUAUACUUGAUGGACAGAUUCAAGCUCGUAUCGAUUCUCAUAAUAAGAUUUUAUACGCCAAAGAUGUUGAUCAGAGAAGCACGACUUUUGAAAAGUCCAUUACUUUAGGCAGAGAGUAUAGAAGGCGCACGAGAUUGUUGAUUUUGAGGGCAGCAAUUUUGAAACAUCAAAUUCAAGUAAAGAGCCCCCAAAGAGAUUCUCAAGUUGGAGAUUUACCAUUGGGGCCUGGAAAUCCAAAUCAGGCGCCAAGAAAUUAAAACUGUGGUGUUUUUUUUUUCAACUGAAUCUUUGAUAUUUUUGAGAGUCACAUACGCAACAUCUUCAUUAAAUUUUUUUAUAACAAUAGUCGUUACUAAAGUACUUGAUUCGGAAUACUGUCAUCCCUCUUGUAUAUAUGAAAAAUUCAACUGUACUUUAGAUAGUAACUUCUGCGAGAAUAAGUUGAACAGCUUUUGUAUAAUUGGUCAAAAUUGGUCGCAUUUUUCUUUUCUUUCUAAUGAAUACUUGAUAAAUUACUUUUCUCUAUUCUGUUGACUUGCGCCUUCUACUUCGUUUGAGCUCGUACGAGGCUUUAUGUUACAAAACUAUAAAUAAAAUCUCGAUUAAUUUUUUUCU